CUAAAUAUUUUAUUACUAAGGUUGUUUUAGUCAAUACCUAAGUGAGUGCUAUUGAGAGUGAUAAGAGUGUGUUGGUAAAGAGUGGGUGUUUAUUUAAUUAACGGUAUAAACACAUUACCAAAACCCAACGUGUUGCAAUGUGACCAAGUGGCAAUGAACUGUAUUGAAAGAAUAAUAUUGGCCAGUAGUUCUAUCGAAACUAUAUAUAGCAAGAAGAAUGGUCCGUCGACAUCUGAAUGGACACCGUUGCUGGGACGCCCCAAGAACCAAUACGUGAAUCCGGCAUCUUUAUUCGUGAUACCACAGCGAUGGGUGAUGGCAAUCAUGGGUUUCCUGGCAGUGGCGAAUGCGUACACCAUGCGGGUGUGCCUCAACAUAGCAAUCACACAGAUGGUGAGGCGCCAUGCGUCCACAGCUGCCUACGAAGUUGGCUCGUGUCCUGGAGACGUAGACGAAAUUGCAGCUGAUAGUAAGGAAAUAAGUGGAUACAAUUGGGAUGAAGAAACACAAGGCAUCAUACUUAGCGCCUUUUACUACGGUUACAUUGUAACGCAUUUACCUGGUGGUAUGCUGGCGGAAAGGUUCGGUGGGAAGUACUCCCUCGGGUUCGGCGUGCUUAGCACUGCUGUUUUCACGCUGAUGACUCCAUGGGCGGUGAACAUGGGUGGUGCUACAGGACUGAUUAUACUACGAGUGCUGGAAGGUUUGGGAGAGGGUACAACAUUUCCUGCCCUAAACGCAAUGCUGGCUCGAUGGGCUCCAGUAUCGGAACGAGGACGUAUGGGAUCUUUAGUGUUCGGAGGUGCUCAAAUAGGGAACAUUGCUGGAACGUACUUCUCCGGACUAGUGAUCAAGGAGACUGGGGAAUGGCAAUCGGUGUUUUACCUCUUCGGUAGCAUCGGCAUUUUAUGGUUCAUACUAUGGGCGUUGCUGUGUUACAAUGACCCCGAAUCGCAUCCCUACAUUUCCGAUAAGGAGAAGAAGUAUUUGGAAGAGGCUCUCGGCAGGCACCAUAGCACUCAGCCUUCAGCCAUUCCUUGGAAAGCAAUUUUCAUGUCCGUUCCCUUAUGGGCUCUAGUUUGCGCACAGAUUGGACACGAUUACGGAUACUUCACGAUGGUGACAGAUCUUCCGAAAUACAUGACUGGAGUACUAAAGUUCGACAUACAUAGGACUGGAACGCUGGCUGCCUUGCCGUAUGCUGUUAUGUGGAUAAGCUCGAUCAUCUUUGGAUGGAUGUGCGACAAGAUCGUCAAAAGAAAGUGGAUGACGGUCACCAAUUCGAGGAAGACAUUUACGACUAUCGCAUCCGUCGGACCGGGCAUCUGCAUGAUUCUGGCCUCAUACUCAGGAUGUAACACGGAAGCUGUCGUGAUACUCUUCACAGCAUCCAUGGGCCUCAUGGGUGCUUUCUAUCCAGGCAUGAAAGUAAAUGCAUUGGAUCUAACCAGCAACUACGCGGGAACCAUUAUGGCAAUUGUAAAUGGUAUCGGCGCCAUCACAGGCAUAAUCGCACCAUACCUCGUUGGUUUGCUGACACCUGAUAGCACACUUACACAAUGGCGAUUGGUGUUUUGGAUUACGCUGGCCGUUUUCAUCGUGACCAACUUAGUGUUUGUCGCAUGGGCUUCUGGCGAUGAGCAGUGGUGGAACUCCUCAUCCCAAGACCCGAAGAAGCAGGAGGUCGAGGCGGCGACGAACCAGACCGUGCAAAGUGAAGUUAAAUUGUAAAGACAAUAAUAGUUGACGUCGGCAAAACACCAACGGUUAUUAGGUGAACAAGGUUGACUAACACUGUAACUGUACGAGAAUAGAAACGAUCGAAACGAUGAGGCUAUUAUCGAUAUUCAAUCGAUUUCUUAUACCAAUUCAGUGAUGUAAACCAUUACAUUACAUUACAGAAAUGUUCCGACCGCAGGAACCCAUUGCGAAACAUAUCGAACGCAAAAAAUGUUGAAACUACAACGGAUUUAAUCAAAAUUCCGAAUAGACAAGAACUAAAUAGAUUUAUCGAAAAAAAAAUGUGUUGAAAGUACAAAAAUCUGAACUUCUUUAAAAUAAUUAAUUUAUAUACCUUGGUAUUUAUACACCUGAAGUAUAUCUUUAUAUUGGCGAUUCAUUGAAUCCUCUGCCAGUGUUAUGUGAUAAUAAUAGUUUAAUAGCACAUUCUAAUGAGGUGACGACGUUUAGAAUGUUUAAUAAAAAAUAUUGAUACUUAAAGAUAUAUCUACGUACCUACAUGUAUCACGGCCCCCUCCCUCUCGGGGCUCCCUUUCGGGGCGACCUGCAGGGUGAUUACGUCACUUUCCCAUACAAUAAAUAAACAAAAGUGACGUUUGACAGCAGUGAUUGCAAGGUUUACGCCUGUCGCGAGAUACGUAAUCACCCUGCGGAUUUGAUCGCCGGCACAAACGUCGUAACUUUUCGAAGUUAUGCGCGUUUUAUAAUUGGAGCAAUUAAAUAUUACUUGUUUUAACGGUGAAGAAAAACAUAGUGAGGAAAUCGGCAUGCCUGAGCGUGAUUCGUCUACUAAUGCGCACUUAACCAGCAUGGUGGCGUGGCGGACUACCUUCAGCCUAAAACUCUUCUCAUUUUGAGAGGAGAGCUAUGCGUCUAUUUUAGCGGACUGGUAAUGAGUGGAUGAUGAUGUACAAUGUACAUAUUACCAUGUCUUUGUUCUUACAGUUAGAAUAACGAAAUGUGGUUCAAAUGAUUUAGACAGUGAAUAAGUCUUACUGUAUAGAAAAGAGCUCGACUGGAAUCACGGCUGAUGGUAAAUAAACAUAUCGCAGAGCCUGCGAAUGGAAGAAUUGUAAAAAGUAUAGCAUUAAUUAUAGUUAUAAGACUAUUCAUAAGUACAUGAAAUGAAACAAAAUCCUUCCUCUAGUUAAAUUUCACGCAGUUUUGCUAAGAGGUUUUAAUCGCACUUAUUUAUUUAAUGCCAACUGGGCACAUCUUAGUAGGGUGUAUACACAUUAGCCGUCAUAUGCCGCUACAUAGAAGCGCGGCAGCAUCAAAUUCAAAUUCAAAAA
Molecule: messenger RNA, 3032 nt
Organism: Pararge aegeria (speckled wood butterfly)
Lineage: Eukaryota; Metazoa; Arthropoda; Insecta; Lepidoptera; Nymphalidae
Product: putative inorganic phosphate cotransporter
Exons: 9
Coding region: 154-1731 (525 amino acids)
Biological process (GO): transmembrane transport; monoatomic anion transport
Molecular function (GO): transmembrane transporter activity
Source: RefSeq, a predicted model, not a curated record